UCCAUGAAUUUCAGUGGCAAAGUGGUAUUAAUCACGGGUGCUAGCUCCGGAAUAGGAGCGGCUACAGCGCUGUACUUCUCGAAACUCAAAGCAACUCUAGCCUUGGUGGGCCUAAACAUUGACCAGCUGCAACAGGUUGCGUCGAAAUGUGAAACUGCCGGAGGCAGUAAACCAAUGGUCACUGCAACCGACUUAACCGAUGAGUCGGGCAAUACGCAACUGAUAGCGGAAGUGAUUAAAACUUUUGGUAAACUGGAUGUGUUGGUUAAUAAUGCAGGCAAAGGAUCGGCCGGAACCAUCCUUUCAACUAGUCUGGCGAAUUACGAUGACAUUAUGAGGACCAAUGUACGAUCGGUAUUUCAGCUGACGCAAUUGGCGGUUCCUCAUCUAAUCCGUACCAAAGGUAACAUCGUCAAUGUGUCAAGCGUAGCCGGACGGCGAUCAUUUCCGGAUUUUUUGGCUUACUGUAUUUCGAAAGCGGCCAUCGAUCAAUUGACGCGUUGCGCUGCUCUUGAGCUGGCACCAAAUCAAGUUCGAGUCAAUGCCGUAAAUCCAGGUGUUAUUGUUACAAAUUUCCAUAGGCAAGCUGGUAUGAAGGAGGAAGCCUAUAAAGCUUUUUUGAAAAGAUGUGAAAAAACUCAUGCACUGGGAAGAGUUGGCCAAGACUCGGAAGUGGCAUCGGCAAUUGCUUUCUUGGCCGGUGAUACAGCUAGUUUCAUAACUGGUCUUUGUCUGUUUGUUGAUGGGGGUAAACAUAUUAUGUGCCCGCGAUAA
This is a messenger RNA of Sabethes cyaneus, 774 nucleotides long. Its product is annotated as 3-oxoacyl-[acyl-carrier-protein] reductase FabG-like. The record is from RefSeq and is a predicted model, not a curated record. The coding region runs from base 4 to 774 and encodes 256 amino acids. Gene Ontology annotation, molecular function: oxidoreductase activity. The transcript has 2 exons. Lineage: Eukaryota; Metazoa; Arthropoda; Insecta; Diptera; Culicidae.